GGGGCAGCAGCAGUAGCAGCAGAAGCAUCAGCAUCCUAUUUCCGGUGAAGAACCACAACAACCUGACGGUAAUGCCGUUCCACUUCUGCUCCCAGUGCGGGACAAAGUUGGAGCCUGAUUUCAGGUUUUGCCCGUCGUGUGGGGUAAAGCUUCCCUCUCUCAUCGAUGGUUCCGCUCCUGUGAGCUUGAAUGCUUCUUUAAAUGUCUCCCCACACAAAAGGGAUGAAGUCGCUAAAGAAAAACUUUCCUCAAGCCGAUAUUGUGAGCCCAGAGAAAGCACAGUAACAACUCGUCCUGCACUGCAAAAGACUUGCAACUCCCUCCGUCUGGACAGGGACAGUCUUGGGUUUGACAUCAGAGAUGCUGCUGCUGCUCCUCCUCCUCCUGCUGCUGUGGUUCCCGCCGCUGAUCCUGUCAAAAAUUACAAGAUUGGAGAUAACAGCGCUGGACUCCACAGAUCUCCAGUGAAGCAGCACACGGUAACUUUCAACACCCCGGUCGAGCCAACAACAGCGUCUUCAACUUCUCCUUCUGUUAAAAGCCCCCGACCUGUCAGGGCCAAGGCAAAACCCUCCAGUCCUGCUUCGAUGCCAGUGGAAGAAAGAAAGAAAUUAACAGCCAGAACAAGAACAAGAGCAGACGAGUCAACUGUCGCUGACUCUCCUGACCGCUCUCCUGUUCCCUCAUCCAACUCCAGGUCUCCUUUAAAAGCGAGUGGAAAAAGUAAAGCCAAAAAAGCAAAGAACGCGACUGUGGAGCCGCUGCAGGAAGGAGAGGAGGUGACGGACACCACGGGGAGGAAGUGGACACUGACGAGGCUGAGCUAUCAAACCAUCACCGACGUCAUUUAUGAAGUUUUGCAAACAGGUUCACGAUCAAAGGAAUCAAAUCACAUUCUCAAACUGGGAGUGAAAGACGGGAAAAUCUUCAAUGAGCAGAACUUUUUGCAGAGAGCUGCUAAACCUUCAAACGUCGAGAAGUGGAUCAAACAAAACAAGAUGGAUUUCCUGGGAAUUCCAUCGUGUGUUGGCUUUGGUCUUCAUGCAGAUUCUUACAGGUUUCUGAUUUUCCCAAACAUGGGUCAGUCUCUGCAGUCUGUCCUUGAUGAAGACGAUUGUCUGUCUGAGAAAACUGUUCUGCAGCUCGCCUGUAGAUUAUUAGACGUCCUGCAGUACGUCCAUUCAAACGAGUACGUUCAUGCUGAUAUUAACGCAGACAACAUUUACAUCGCAGCAGGAAACACAGCACAGGUUUACCUUGUAGGAUACUGCCACGCCUACAGGUACUGUCCAGGAGGCCAGCAUGUAGAGUACCGCGAAAACAGCAGGACACCACACGAGGGCAGCAUUGAGUUCAUCAGCCUGGACGCACACAAAGGAGCAGCUCCCUCCAGGCGCAGUGACCUUCAGUCUCUUGGUUACUGCAUGCUGCGAUGGCACACGGGGACGCUGCCGUGGAAAGACCUCAGCAGACCGGAUCAGGUCGCCGCCAGCAAACAGAGUACUCUGAUGACUUCAUGUAGGUUCAUGGACGACGUCCCCGCUCUGUUAAAUCACUGCUUUGGGAAAACAAACGUGUCUCAUGCAUUGCAGACGUACCUGAGUGCAGUGAUGUGUCUGCAGUUCAGUGAACAGCCUGAUUACUCUGAGCUCAAAUCUGGACUGAGGACCGUUUUACUGCAGAUGGGAGGAUCAGUGGAGCAACCACUGACCUUUUAGGUGUCAACACGCACACGGGCAUUGUUGUCUUGUUAGUUUUAGCUUUAGCAGCAGAAUGCACAUAAACUCAUUAUAAUCCAUUAGAGACAAAUAUAAUAAACCAUGACAAAGACUUUCUUCUCUUUAAAUGUGACAGUUUCUUCUGUAACAGACACACGCCUCAUGACAUCAUCAUGUCAUCAUAGAUCAGUGACAUCAUCAUGAGCAUAGAUCAGAUACUGAUCCUUUACUCGUCUGUCUGCCACAUCAUCGUCAUCAUCAUUCAAUUGUUUUGUUUUUCAUGCAGAAUAAAAAAGGUUUUACAGUUUUAGUACUGAAAUGUUUGAUGUGAGAUUUUAACAUUAGAAAUGAAUGUAUAUUAAAUGUGAUGAGUGAGUGAGUGAGUGAGUGAGUGAGACCAUUUUCUCUGCAGUGUGUGAUGUUUUCUUUGCACUGAAAGACACAUUUGAAUAUGAUUUGAAUAACGAACACGGGUGUUUUUGUGUGGAUUUAUUGACCUGGUUGUUGAUUGGCUCGUUAAACCUUCAGAUGUUGUUACUUUGAAUAAAGUGGAUUUUCUUUCCUAA
Solea senegalensis (Senegalese sole) is the source of this 2284-nucleotide messenger RNA. RefSeq names its product VRK serine/threonine kinase 3 (gene vrk3). Gene Ontology annotation, molecular function: protein serine/threonine kinase activity; ATP binding. The transcript has 15 exons. The coding region runs from base 72 to 1718 and encodes 548 amino acids. Gene Ontology annotation, cellular component: nucleus; cytoplasm. Lineage: Eukaryota; Metazoa; Chordata; Actinopteri; Pleuronectiformes; Soleidae. The record is from RefSeq and is a predicted model, not a curated record. Gene Ontology annotation, biological process: peptidyl-serine phosphorylation; signal transduction.